AUGAGCCACUUUGUCUUUGUUGGUACCCAAAGCUUCAUUUCUGUCUUCCUCAACCCCAAGUGCUUGUUCAUAGUAGGCAAUGUCAUUGUUGUCAUCCUCGUUCGAGAGUCAAAGCUUGCUGUUUCGCGUCCAUCUCCGGCCACUGAGAUUUAUGACGAGUAUGUUAGGAGGAGCCAAGCUCUUCGCAAAGCCUCUACGUACAAGGAGAAGAAAGAAGAAGGGAAAUUGACAGAAAAGUUAACUGGUCAGGAGAAGAAAAACAGUAUUGAAACUGGAUUGAAGAAGAAAAACAUGCAGACGAUAGAGAGAGAUCGAAAAGGUGAUCGUCAUCGCGAAGAGGAGGAGCCUGGCUUACCUGUUCAGGAGUUGAACAAAAGAGUUGAAGAUUUUAUUGCUAGGGUUAACAAGCAAAGAUGGCUUGAAGAAUACAGGCUGUGA
This is a messenger RNA of Cornus florida, 438 nucleotides long. RefSeq lists its product as uncharacterized. The record is from RefSeq and is a predicted model, not a curated record. Bases 1 to 438 code for a protein of 145 amino acids. The transcript has a single exon. Lineage: Eukaryota; Viridiplantae; Streptophyta; Magnoliopsida; Cornales; Cornaceae.